Pistacia vera is the source of this 3260-nucleotide messenger RNA. Its product is annotated as putative disease resistance protein RGA3. Bases 80 to 2983 code for a protein of 967 amino acids. The record is from RefSeq and is a predicted model, not a curated record. Gene Ontology annotation, biological process: defense response to other organism. Gene Ontology annotation, molecular function: ADP binding. NCBI's taxonomy places the organism in Eukaryota, Viridiplantae, Streptophyta, Magnoliopsida, Sapindales, Anacardiaceae. The transcript has 3 exons.
CAUUCAGUAUCAUAACACAAAAGCAUACGAAACAAAUAUCUCCAUUUCUUCUCUUUCAGAUUAUUGACCAUAUCUGAGUAUGGCUGAAGCAAUUGUUUCGGUUGCCUUGGAGCUGCUGGAUUCAAUUCUACUUCCAACUGCUGGCUUCAUAGGAGAACAGGUGAGGCUAGUGGGAGACGUUGAAGAAGAAGUAGACAAGCUUAAGAACAAUCUUCAAGCCAUUCAAGCUGUGCUACUUGAUGCUGACCAAAAACAAAUGAAGAAUAAAGCUGUGAGAGUUUGGUUGAAUCGGCUCAAAGACGCAUGCUAUGACGUGGAAGAUGUGUUGGAUGAGUGGAAAACUGAAAUGAUGAAACUGAAAAUUGAGGGAGGAUAUGUUCAUAAUGCUCUUGCUCCUAAGAAGAAGGUAUGGUGCCUUUUUCCCUCUCCUUGCUUUGGCUUCAAAGAAGUUGUUUUACGUCAUGAUAUUGCAGUUAGGAUAACAGAGAUAAAUAGAAAGUUAGAUGCUAUUGCGAAAGAAAAAGGUGGUUAUAAUCUUAAUGUCAUUCCAGCUAAUGAGAGACCUGAUUAUCCGCCAAUGCAAACUACUUCUUUUAUUGAUGUAUCUGAUAUAUGUGGUAGAGAUAUUGAGAAGAAUAAUUUAGUACGCAAGUUAUUGUGUGAGAGUAGUGAACAAAGCCUCCAAACCAUCUCACUUGUAGGGAUUGGAGGAAUUGGAAAAACAACUCUUGCUCAAUUUGCCUACAAUAAUGAUGAAGUAAAGAGCCAUUUUAAUUCAAUAAUAUGGGUGUGUGUAUCAAAUCUUUUUGAUGAGUUCAAGAUCGCAAGAGUGAUCAUUGAAGCUCUAAAAGUUCCUACUCCUAAUGUAGAAGAUCUACAAUCUCUUCUUCAAUGUAUUCAUAACUCUAUUGUGGGUAAUAAAUUUCUUCUUAUUUUAGAUGAUGUAUGGAAUGAAGAUCACAAAAAAUGGGAACCGUUCUUUCAUUGUUUGAAGAACGGUCUCCAUGGAAGUAAAAUUUUAAUUACCACACGUAAAGAGUCAGUUGCAUAUAUUAUGAAAUCAAUUGAUAUUAUCAACGUUGAAGGAUUGUCCUUUGAUGAGAAUUGGUUACUAUUUAGGAGCCUAGCUCUUUCUAAAAGACCUACUCAUGAGAGUGAAAAAUUAGAAGAAAUUGGUAGGGAAAUCGUUAAGAAGUGCAAGGGGUUACCUCUUGCUACAAAAACCAUCGGGAGCCUUUUGCAGUUUAAGAGGAAUAGAGAUGAAUGGCAACGUGUCUCAGGUAGUGAGAUGUGGAAAUUAGAGGAGAUUGAAAGUGGUCUUCUAUCCCCUUUGAUGUUGAGUUAUAACGAUUUGCCAUCCUCAAUAAGAAAAUGUUUCUCUUAUUGUUCUAUCUUUCCAAAAGAUUACCGUAUAACAAAAGAUGAAUUAAUUAAAUUAUGGAUAGCACAAGGUUAUUUGGGGAUAGAAAAAGAUACAAAGUUAGAGACAAUAGGCAAAGAGUAUUUUCACCACUUAGCAACACGAUCUUUCUUCCAAGAAUUUUCAUCACAUUUUGGAGAUGCUAUGGGGAGAUGUAAGAUGCAUGAUAUAGUGCAUGACUUUGCGCUAUUUUUAAGUGAUGGUGAAUGUCUUGCUAUAGAAGUCAAUAUUGGUGAUAAUGAUCUAUUUAUAAACUCUUCUAACAAAAAUGUUCGUCAUUUAAUGUUAAAGGUUAAUAAAGAGGUUCCAUUUCCCAUGUCCAUUUGUAGCGUCAAAAGUCUACGUAGUCUUGUGAUUGAGUAUGUCCAUUCAUUGUCAAGUGAUGUUUUUCCAAAGUUAUGUGAAUUAACAUGUUUAAGGACAUUGAAGUUCACCACUUAUUUUUUUGAUCAAGAAGUUAUGGAGAUUCCAAAAGAGAUAGAAAAAUUAAGACAUUUGAGAUAUCUUGAUUUUAAUCGGCAAUUUAUCACAAGAUUACCUGAAAAUUUGUGUGAAUUAUGUAAUUUGCACACUUUAGAUAUUACUGAGAGUAUGGUAACUGAAUUACCUGGUGGGAUAGAAAAAUUAGUAAAUUUGAGGUGUUUAAAAAAUAUGACAAGGUCGUUGCUUUACAUACCAAAGGGGAUUGAAAAAUUAACAGGUCUCCAAACAUUAUCGGAAUUCGUUAUAAGUGGUGGUAAUGAUUAUGAUAGCAGAGCAUGUAGUCUUGAAGGAAUUAAAAAUUUGAAUAAUCUUGAAGGGAGCCUGAGAAUAAGAGGGUUGGGAAAUGUUACAAAUGUGGGUGAAGGUAAAAUGAAAGAAGCACUCAAAAAUAAGAAAAACCUUACUGGUCUGGGUCUGCAAUUCGAUAAGGGAACGAAAAGUUUGAGAAGGAAUCAUGUCUCUUGGAAAACUUUUGAAGAAGGGGAAUCGUGUGAGGAUUAUGAAGUAGUCCUUGAAGCUUUACAACCACCUCCAGAAUUAGAGCGGUUGUCGAUUUAUUUAUACGCAGGCAGAACUUUCCCCUCCACAUGGAAGACGUCAUUAACCAAGCUGAAGAGUUUAUGCAUUACGUCUUGCCCAAACUGUAAGAAUUUGCAUCCUUUGAGAGAAUUGUCAUCCCUCGAAGAAAUAUCUAUAUAUUGGAUGGAAAGUGUGAAAAAAAUGGAUAAUGAAUUUUGGGGGAUUGAAAGUGGAGCCUCUUCAUCAUCUUCAUCCUCUGCUUUCUUCCCCAAAUUGAAACAACUCAAAUUUUGGGGAUUAGACGAAUGGGAAGAGUGGACUUACGAGAAUACAAAGAAGGGAGAAGAAGAAGAACAUAUUAGAUUCAUGCCAUGUCUUGCUACCUUGCAUAUCAGUUCCUGCUACAGAUUAAAGGCACUGCCAGAUAGCCUUCUUCAGAGGACAACACUUAAGAAAUUGAUGAUUUGGGGAUGUCGUAUUCUAAAAGAACGAUACAAAGAAGGAACAGGAGAAGAAUGGUUCAAGAUCUCUCACAUCCCUACCAUAGAAAAUUGGUAUUGAAUGGGUCAAAGGGAAGCAAUAAACAUCAACCCACUAGCCACAGGCUUGGAAAAAAUUGACCCAAAUCUGGUAUUCACAGAUGCAAUGACUUUUCCGGUGCUACUCAUGUCUGAUAUUAGAAACCAGAGGCACAAAUUUAUUAGUCCAACAGGCUUAAAAGACGGGACAGCACACAAUGUGGCCAGCUGGAGAACAGAAGAAGAUUUACAAUAAUUUUUUCCAUUUCUAUUACCUCUUAAAGCUCUGGUUCGAAUUUCUUCUAUAGCUCUCUGUUUCA